Anastrepha ludens (Mexican fruit fly) is the source of this 1387-nucleotide messenger RNA. RefSeq names its product UPF0430 protein CG31712 (gene Arglu1). Gene Ontology annotation, molecular function: cadherin binding. The record is from RefSeq and is a predicted model, not a curated record. The transcript has 6 exons. Bases 134 to 967 code for a protein of 277 amino acids. Lineage: Eukaryota; Metazoa; Arthropoda; Insecta; Diptera; Tephritidae. Gene Ontology annotation, cellular component: nucleoplasm; mitochondrion.
GAAGUCGAUCGCACAAGUUGGUGUAUCUCUACUUGGAAUGUAUCCAUAAAUAUGGCAAUGUUUUGUUAAUAGAUAUUUACAUUUUUUUCAAUACAGCUUUUUAUUUUUAAUUUGUUUAUCAAAUUAAAUAAUUAUGGGAAAUUCACGGUCAUCGCGAAGUCCUUCAAAACGUCGUCACCAUAAAAGUAAGCAUAAAAAACAUGGGAGACAUCGCGAUGGGCGAAGAAAUAGUGUAGUUGAUAUGGAUCGGACUGAAGACCAAUCGCGAAGUAUUAAUGUGGUAAAUAAGAAAAACAAAUCGUAUGACUCCGUUAGUCAUAAUGAAUUUGAAAGAGAUGGCCGGGGAUCUAGCUAUUCAAAAUACAGGAAACAUUCGCAAGCGGUUAGUAGUUCUACUGACAGUCCAUUAUCAGAUGAAUGUUACAAUAGUGAAAAAAACCGAAAGCGCCGCAAAAAAAUUGAAUCAGAUCGUGCAGAUGUUAAGCAACGCCGGCAGGAAGAGAAAGAGCAGCAGAUAAUUAAAGACGAAACCAGUAAGCGCAUUGAGCUACUGGUAAAAAAACGAGUAGAAGCUGAGUUAAUAAGGCGUAAGGAUGAAAUUGAAAAGGAGGUACUGCGCCGUGUAGAAGUAGCGAAAUCCGAAAUGGAGCUGGAGUUAAUGUACGAAUUGGAAAAGCAACGCGAACAGAUUCGUGAGGAAGCCCGACACCGCGAGGAAUUUGAGAAAAAGAAGCGAGAGGAGCUGGAAGGUAUAUUUGCGGAAAACAAUCGAAGAAUCGAAGAGGCUCAACGAAAAUUGGCAGAGGAACGUUUAGCUAUGAUUGAAGAGCAACGCCUAAUGGAAGAAAAACGUCAGCGAAUGCGCAAGGAAGAGGAAAAACGCGUCAAAGAGGAACAAAAAAUGAUACUAGGAAAAAAUAAUUCAAGACCGAAACUGUCUUUCUCGCUGAAACCUGGCAUUUCGUGAUUGUUUUAUUUUUAUUUUUUACUCCUUCAGACGACGAAGUAACAUAAGCAGUGGCUGCGUUGAUUUUUUCGACAUGAUCAAUAGUUUUUGUCGACCCUGUUGUAAACAAACCACUGAGCUGAUUCCUUCAAAUUCGCUGGAGCCGGUUAACCUUUGCAUCCUAGACAUCACGAGUCAAUGCCAGGUAUCGUUGUAAAAACAUUGCAAAACUUUACUGACGUGUCCAGAUCUUUUUUCUUUCCAUCAAUUUAGCUAUUUUGGAAUUUAGUUGUUAUAGAAUCAGACCUAUUGUAACAAUUUCAUAUGUGUUUCAUUUAAAACAAAAAUAAAUGUCCAUAUGUCUGAGCCACCUAACGUUGGGUGCCCCUUAUGCGUAUUUUGUUAAGUACUUAUUAUAAUAAAUAAUACAUUUUGGCUUUU